Prorocentrum cordatum is the source of this 468-nucleotide messenger RNA. The record is from the annotation of a GenBank genome assembly. NCBI's taxonomy places the organism in Eukaryota, Dinophyceae, Prorocentrales, Prorocentraceae.
AUGCGGGGCACGAAGCUGGAGGCCGACGUCAUAAACUACAACGCUGGGAUCAGCGCGUGCGAGAAGUGCGGGCAGUGGCAGCGGGCUCUGGCGCUGCUGAGCGACAUGUGGGAGGCGACGCUGGAGCCCAGCGUCAUCAGCUACAACGCUGGCGCCAGUGCCUGCGGGAAGAGCGGGCAGUGGCAGCGGGCUCUGGCGCUGCUGAGCGAGGUGCGGGAGGCGAGGCUGGAGCCCGACGUCAUCUCCUACAUCGCUGCGAUUUGCGCGUGUGAGAGAUGCGGCCAGUGGCGGCAUCCGCUGUCGCUGCUCAGCGAGAUGCGGGAGUGCCAUGUGGAGACGGACGACGUCAGUUACAAUGUGUGCGCCACCGCGUAUGAGAGGUCGACCCGCAACUCGGCAGGAUUUCCAGGCUAUCUUGGGAUCGGUCUUUCGCGUUUUCGCGUGUGUUGCGAAGCGCUGUGCGAGUGA